Acomys russatus (golden spiny mouse) is the source of this 1046-nucleotide messenger RNA. Its product is annotated as tryptase beta-2-like. The record is from RefSeq and is a predicted model, not a curated record. Bases 55 to 876 code for a protein of 273 amino acids. Gene Ontology annotation, biological process: proteolysis. Lineage: Eukaryota; Metazoa; Chordata; Mammalia; Rodentia; Muridae. The transcript is spliced from 6 exons. Gene Ontology annotation, molecular function: serine-type endopeptidase activity.
AAAAUAAAAAGCAGAGGACAGCAGGCAGGGUAGAAAGGAGCAGAGACAGCCAAGAUGCUGAAGCGGCUGCUGCUGGCACUGUCCCUCCUGGCUAGCCUGUUGCAAGCGGCCCCUCGCCCAGCUGAGCAGCAAGUGGGCAUCGUGGGAGGCCGAGAGGCUUCCGAGAGUAAGUGGCCCUGGCAGGUGAGCCUGAGAUUUAAAGCCAACUUCUGGAUUCAUAUCUGCGGAGGCUCCCUCAUCCACCCGCAGUGGGUGCUCACUGCGGCACACUGUGUGGGACCGCGCAUCCAUAGCCCAGAGCUCUUCCAGGUGCAGCUUCGUGAGCAGCAUCUCUACUAUGAGGACCAGCUGCUGCCUGUGAACAGGAUCAUCGUGAACCCCAACUAUUACACGGUCGAGGGUGGGGCAGACAUCGCCCUGCUGGAGCUUGGGGACCCUGUGAAUGUGUCCAGCCAUGUCCACCCCAUAGCCCUGCCCCCUGCCUUGGAAACCUUCCCCUCAGGAACAUCAUGCUGGGUGACAGGCUGGGGCGACAUUGAUAAUAAUGAGCCUCUCCCACCACCUUAUGCCCUGAAGCAAGUGAAGGUCCCCAUUGUGGAAAACAGGCUCUGCGACCGGAAGUACCACGCUGGCCUCUACACAGAAGAUAAUGUUCUCAUUGUCCGUGAUGACAUGCUGUGUGCGGGAAAUACUGAGAGAGACUCCUGCCAGGGCGACUCAGGGGGGCCGCUGGUCUGCAAAGUGAAGGGUACCUGGAUGCAAGCAGGUGUGGUCAGCUGGGGUGAGGGCUGCGCAGAGGCCAACCACCCUGGCAUCUACACUCGGGUGACCUACUACUUGGACUGGAUCCACAGCUAUGUCCCUGAGCACUCCUGAGCCGAGCUGCUUCCGGGGUUAAGGAAGAGCCAGGCCCCUGUUGCUUUUAACUCACUGCGUCCUGCCCAGGUGGAACUCUUGCCUUUUUUGUCCUUCUCCCUCCCCAGUCCCUCUGAGGCCCCACUUUGUUCUACCUGAGCCCCUGGCUAUGCAUGUCCCCUCUGCCUGCC